CAAGCAUCGAGCCCAAGCCCUGUAGCGUAGAAGCGACCCUUUUUAAUUAACGAUCACAGAAGGGAUGCCUAGCUUCACGUGCCGUUAUCGAAUUAAAGCCUCCUAGAUGUGCGCGUGCGUACAAAGAGCUGACUCGCUUGGAGGGCGGAGCCACUUGCAGUAAACAGCCCAGGGUGUCGUUUUCCCAGCUCACGGCAGGUGGCAGUAACGAAGCCUAUCAGUAACAGAACUACUUUUCCCAUAAUACAUUUCGUGGUUGCUUCCCUUCUCCGUGGAUUUGGAAAACUGUUCCCCUCAUUGACAUGGGUUGCCGUUAUUUGAAAAGGGUUGUACUUAUUUUGUCUGCUUGGUAUAGAAUGUGGAUCUGCUUUUGAUUCCGAUCGUUCUGUCUUUAUAUCAGCCACGUACAAGAUUUUGACUUCGCUGAAGAAACGCUUGCUACACAGACGAGGCCUGAGUAUUUGUGAGAAGCCCGGAGCUUUGGUGAUGGCGCUCACCGAAAACAAAGAGCCGUCUGACGGGGCGUUGGUGCUGGUGCAGCCGGGCGGCACUGUCGCUGUUUGUGAAUCGGCGAAGGAACAAAGAAAAAGGAAAAGAAAAGUGCUCGACGAGAACUCCUAUAUUGAAAGUUUGGAGAAGAUUAUUCAGAGGGACUUUUACCCCGAUGUUGCAAAACUGCGGACUCAAAAGGAAUAUUUAGAGGCAGAGGAGCAUGGGGACCUGGAAAAGAUGCGAGAAAUUGCAAUCAAAUUUGGUUCAUCCCUUGGCAAAGCUUCUGUACGUUCUUCUGCACCAUACGUCACACCAGCUACAUUUGAAACUCCAGAGAGUCACCUAGCGUCCCCAGCGUUAAAUGUAAGACGUGGAACGAAACUGCUUGAAGAAGUAGAUAAAGAGGGGGAAACAGAUGAAGAAAAACAGUUUCCCUCAUUAGACUCCUUCUUAGCUCACAACACAAGUGAAGACAACGCCUCCUUUGAGCAAAUCCUGGAAAUUGCGAAGGAUAAGGAGAAAACGAGACAUUCAUGGUUGUAUGAAGCAGAAGCAGAGUACAAACAGAGACAUGAUGAUAAUCUAGCAUUACCAUCAGCUGAAAAACAAGCAAUUGAGUUUAGAAAGGCAGGUAUUGAGACGUGGGAGUAUAAAGCAAAAAAUGCCUUGAUGUAUUAUCCUGAAGGUGUUAAGGAUGAAGAGAACAUUUUCAAGAAACCACGUAUAGUUCUGCACAAAAAUACACGAUUUCAGACGGACCCUUUUAGCAAAGCCUUAAGUAAAUCCCAGCUGCAACAAGCUGCAGCUCUUAAUGCCCAGUUUAAACAGGGCAAGGUUGGACCAGAUGGUAAAGAACUCAUUCCUCAGGAAUCUCCCAAAGUCAAUGGAUAUGGAUUUGUAGCAACACCGUCACCUGCACCAGGUGUGACGGACUCUCCUCUGAUGACCUGGGGUGAGAUAGAAAGCACCCCCUUCCGACUGGAUGGCUCAGACACACCAUACGUUGAUCGAACUCCUGGUCCAUCUUUCAAGAUACCUGAACCAGGCCGCCGAGAGAGGCUGGGACUGAAAAUGGCUAAUGAAGCUGCUGCCAAAAACAGAGCCAAAAAACAAGAAGCACUUCGCAAAGUCACAGAAAACUUAGCAAGUCUUACACCUAAAGGGUUAAGUCCGGCUCUGUCCCCAGCACUGCAGAGACUCGUGAACAGGACGGCCAGUAAAUAUACAGACAAAGCCUUGAGAGCGAGCUACACUCCUUCUCCUGCGCACACACCUUGCAAAACCCCAGCAGCGGGCUUACAGACUCCAAGAGGCACGCCGACGCCACAUGGCAGUGACCCAGCAGCCAGCACGCCAGAUCCUGCUUCCAUCACCGAUAAUCUGCUGCAGCUUCCUAAAAGGAAAAAGGCCUCGGAUUUCUUUUAACUUAUUAUUGAUAAGGGAUUUCAGUUCAAAUUCAGAAUGACCCCAUUUGUUCAUUCUGUAGGAAGAAAGAAGGGACUCCUCAUGGGACACGCAGAAUGUAUACUGGUGACAGUCUGUUGUGACAACAACAA
Molecule: messenger RNA, 2048 nt
Organism: Erpetoichthys calabaricus (reedfish)
Lineage: Eukaryota; Metazoa; Chordata; Cladistia; Polypteriformes; Polypteridae
Gene: ess2
Product: ess-2 splicing factor homolog
Exons: 10
Coding region: 487-1917 (476 amino acids)
Cellular component (GO): catalytic step 2 spliceosome
Source: RefSeq, a predicted model, not a curated record